UUUUUGAGAGAUUACCCAGCAAUUCAAAAGCAGUUCCACAAGCAACUAAUCCAAAACUCAUAUACCGGCUGUCUGCUUCUGGUGAGAGGAAAAAAAAAAUGCUAUUCCAUGUUGGCCUCGAUCUGUCGCCGGCGCUCCCGCCUCCUCUUCCUCCACGGCCUCAAUUCUCCUCUCACCGCCCCUUGUCUAUGUUCUCUAGUUCGAAGACAUCCCUUAGUUGCGCAAUCCAUUCCCUCCGCCUCCGCACUCUGACUUUCUCGCCUUCCAUUUCUUCGGCCGCCACUGUUGAGCCAUUGCAGCAUCCAGAAAAGCUAGAUAAUGGGGAGAGAGAUAUGGGUGUCGAGGAAGGAGAUAACGAAGAAACAGAGAUGUAUCGUUUCAAGGCGGAAUCUUUACUAGAUAUCUACGCCGAGAAGGAUGCGAGGCAUCUUCCCUCGCCGGAGGUGGAGGUUAUACAACUCGAAGACCUUCCUGAUCAGUGGAAGAGGUCUCGGAUUGCUUGGCUUUGUAAGGAGUUACCUGCUCACAAGCAAGGCACCCUCGUCAGAAUCCUCAACGCGCAGCGCAAGUGGAUCAGACAGGAGGAUGCCACCUAUGUCACCGUUCAUUGCAUGCGCAUUCGAGAGAAUGAAGCCGCUUACAGAGUCUACAGUUGGAUGUCAAAGCAGCACUGGUUCCAUUUCGAUUUCGCACUUGCAACCAAACUGGCGGAUUACCUGGGCAGGGACCGAAAAUUUGCAAAAUGUCGAGAGAUAUUUGAUGCCGUGAUCAAGCAAGGCCGGGUGCCCGCCGAAUCUACAUUUCACAUCCUCACAGUUGCUUAUCUCAGUGCACCAUUUGAAGGGUGCAUCGAGGAGGCAUCAUCCAUCUACAACAGAAUGAUCCAUUUAGGUGGGUAUAGGCCAAGGCUCAGCUUGCACAAUUCUCUGUUCCGUGCCCUCUUGGGCCAGCUGAGAAGGGCUUCACAGUCUUACCUCAAGCAAGCUGAAUUCAUUUAUCACAACCUGGUAACAUCUGAUCUUGAGGUGCAAAAGGAAAUAUACGCGGGGCUUAUCUGGUUACACAGUUAUCAAGAGCACAUUGACAGAGAAAGGAUUGAUGCUCUGCGAGAUGAGAUGUCCAGUGCAGGAUAUGAAGAGGACAAAGAUUUGCUGAUCUCAAUGUUGAGGGCAUGCUCAAAGCAGGGUGAUGUUGAAGAAGCAGAGAAAAUAUGGCUCAAGUUGCUCUCAUAUGAAUGUGCACUCCCUUCUCAAGCUUUUGUCUACAAAAUGGAGCUCUAUUCCAAGGCUGGUGAUCCAAUGAAAUCACUAGAAAUAUUUAAGGAUAUGAAGAACAGAGCCACACCCGUUGCAGUUAAUGCUUACCAUAAGAUCAUUCAGAUCAUGACAAAUGCCAAUGAAAUUGAUAUUGCAGAGACUCUUGUGGACAAGUUCACUGAAAGCAGGUUGAAGCCGCUUAAUCCCGCCUUUCAUGAUCUGAUGAGUAUGUACUUGAAACUAGGAAUGCAUGAUAAAUUGGACAUCUCAUUCUCCAAAUGUCUUUCAAGAUGUCAUCCCAAUAGAAAUAUUUAUGGCUUAUACUUGGAAUCUCUGGUGAUGGUUAAUAAUCUUGAGAAGGCUGAGCAAAUCUUUAAUGAAAUGCAAAUGAAUGGCACGAUUGGUGCCAAUGCUCGUUCAUGCAAUAUAAUUUUACGAGGAUAUUUAGCCGCAGAUGAUUAUGAAAAGGGUGUGAAGGUAUAUGAUAUGAUGCGUCAGAAAAACUAUGAUGUAGAGCCAGGUUCUAUAGAACAGAUGGAGCAAUUCUUUCACCAUAAUAAAAAACUUGUCAGGAAAUCUGUCAGUUUGAAACUUGGUGAAGAGCAGCGUGAGAUAUUGAUUGGUUUGCUACUAGGAGGGGCUGAUAUUGUACUGGAUGAACAUAAGAGGAAACAUGCAAUUCUAUUCAAGUGCAAUGCGAGAUCCGAGGUUCAUUCUACAUUGAGAACACACAUACAUGAAAGGUUUUAUGAGUGGUUAACUCCUAACAGAUCCGUUGAUGGAGAGAAUGAGAUACCUUUCCAAUUUUCUACAAUACCUCACUCUUCCUUCAGCUUCUUUGCUGCUCAAUUCUGGUCUAAAGAUCGACCUGUGAUUCCAAAACUCAUUCAUCGAUGGCUAUCAGCACGAGUGCUAGCUUAUUGGUAUAUGUAUGGUGGAUUCAAAAGCUCUUCAGAAGAUAUAUUACUUAAGCUAAGAGGUGCAACACGUGAGGACAUUGAGAAAGUAUUGAAGGAUUUUCAGGGGAAAGACAUAGCUGGUAAGGUGAAGAGGAAGGGUAGAUUUUUCUGGAUUGGUUUUCAAGGAAGCGAUGCAGUUUGUUUCUGGAGGUUGGUAGAACCUUUUCUCCUACCAAAUGUGAAAGAACUGUUGAUGCCAAAUAAUGAUGCCAUGGAAUGUGAUGAUGGACAUGUCCCUAAUCAAGGUUCUGUUUCAGAUGUGCACGAGUGUGGUGAAAGCCUGAGGCGAGGGAUGGAUGAGGCGGAUUAGGAAGAUGAUGACGCGUAGGCUGCCUUUGCCUUUGGCUAAUACAUCAACAAUCAACCACUGCCAUUCAAAGCUAAUUAACAUAUCGAAUGGUUGAAGCAGGCAGAGGUGAUAUUGUUGGGGCAGCUCAGGAACCCUCAUCUAGUAAAGCUGAUAGGCUAUUGCUGCGAGGAC
Messenger RNA from Phalaenopsis equestris, 2696 nucleotides. Its product is annotated as pentatricopeptide repeat-containing protein OTP51, chloroplastic. NCBI's taxonomy places the organism in Eukaryota, Viridiplantae, Streptophyta, Magnoliopsida, Asparagales, Orchidaceae. Gene Ontology annotation, biological process: mRNA cis splicing, via spliceosome; photosystem I assembly; Group II intron splicing. The coding region runs from base 99 to 2525 and encodes 808 amino acids. Gene Ontology annotation, molecular function: endonuclease activity; protein binding. The transcript is spliced from 4 exons. The record is from RefSeq and is a predicted model, not a curated record.